AUCUCGACCCUCUCCUUCGCAGGCUCCGUGCCUAUUCCUUCCUCAUCAUGGCUGAGCCGUCCUGGCAAGAAACGUUGCGUCUGCGGCUAGUCGAACGCAACGCGAGGGAGACCGCCUAUGCCUCUAUCAUCGAACAAUACCGCAGAUUGGCGCAACAAACCAAGCUACUGAAAGAGCGCAAUGCCUCUCUCCUUCGCGCGAUGGGAACUGCCCGGCCCAAUCCAAGCAGUUCGACCGUCUUCGUUCCCGGCACGGGUGACGAUAAUCCCGUACGGGCUGCGUACAUCGCUUCCCUGGAAUCACAAAUAUCGUCGUUGCGAGACGAGCUGGCGACUGUCUACAAGACUCAAGGUCAGAACGCGCAGAGACUUCUCGCGAUGAACGAGACAUUGCGAGAAAAGGAGGAACUGUCGCGACUCGACUCGGAGAGCCUGCGGAAGUCGAGAGAUGAGAUCGCUGUUCUGCGGAAAAAGGUGGAGCAGCACAACGAGCUGAUGGCGGAGAAGGAUCGUACAGCACAGAUCCUCCAUGACGAGAUCAAUACCCUCCAACUCGAACUCAGCCAGAUCGAGGAGCGCAACCAAAUACUCACGAAGGACAAUGCAAAGCUCUUACAGCGCUGGCUGGACGCAAAGCAGGCCGAGGUGAACCGUAUGAACCAAGCGAACGAGUUCUACGAGGACAUGCAUUCCCGUCGGCAAGCAGUCAUGAACUGGCAAGCAGGGCAGAAGAGCGAGGAUGGGGACGCACCAGCUGCGAACACGAACGGGUCGGGAAACGGGGAGGAGGGGAAGGAGCCGGGAGCCACUCCGACGAAGGAUGGGACACCAUCUCAGGCGGAGACGGACGUGAAUCUGACACCGAAUGGCUGAUAGUCGACGAGUCGGAAGAGUAAGACGUGUGUGUAUCCCUUCCACCUCUUUCGUGCUUGCCUUCUUUGGCCCGUCUCUUACUGUUCGUUGGAUACCCUAGUGCUCCAGAUAUCCUUUGCGUUUGUCCUACCGUGGUAUUCGAUGUAAUCUCUAACGUCCUCCUUUGCGGUUCUGCUGCUAAUUGCUCUCUCCGGACGGAUGUAUCGUUGUUGUGCGUUAUACACCUACUUCUUCUACCUUGACGGUUUCUAUCAGAAUCCAGCAUCUGCCCGACCAUCUGCAAGCCAGGAGUUACUGUGUGAUGACGCUGAAUGCCAGGUAGCCGCCCCGAUCUUCGAAAGCCUUCACAUCCCGCCAGAAGCGGUUGUUCGGUACACGGAGAGUUCAAGUGGGGCAGAAGCUGUCAAGGCUCGCCAGCCUCCGAA
Molecule: messenger RNA, 1297 nt
Organism: Dichomitus squalens LYAD-421 SS1
Lineage: Eukaryota; Fungi; Basidiomycota; Agaricomycetes; Polyporales; Polyporaceae
Product: ATG16-domain-containing protein
Exons: 4
Coding region: 48-872 (274 amino acids)
Biological process (GO): autophagosome assembly
Cellular component (GO): autophagosome membrane
Source: RefSeq, a predicted model, not a curated record